Penicillium canescens is the source of this 1332-nucleotide messenger RNA. RefSeq lists its product as uncharacterized. The transcript has 3 exons. The record is from RefSeq and is a predicted model, not a curated record. Bases 1 to 1332 code for a protein of 443 amino acids. Lineage: Eukaryota; Fungi; Ascomycota; Eurotiomycetes; Eurotiales; Aspergillaceae.
AUGGAAGAAAGCCCCGACGCCCCGGAACCUCCUCUAUCGGUUCAAGACCAACGUGGUUCCGAAUUGGACUUGUUUGUCCGUCAUAACCCCGGUCAAUUGCAAAAAAUUCCUGAUUUACGCGCCAAAAUCGAGUCAAUUCUUGCGUCCUUGGACUCAUACUCAACCGCUAUCGAUGAAGGAAAGGGUAUCGCGAGGCACCUGAACGUACCUCUACUCGGCAGCAGAUUGGAAGACAUCAUUGGCGGCUCCUUCAGCAGCUCUUGCCCACGUAUCGUUGAGACAAAUGGUCCGAUGAAUGACUAUGGAGUUACUCCGGGCUGGGUAGAUCUCAUUCGGGACGCAAGACCUGGCCAGUUCGAACCCCAUGGCAAUGAGAUGUUUCAUUACCGUACGCAAGGUCUGACAAUAGAAAUGAACAAACAUGACCGGGAAGCAGUUUGCUCUCCUGUUUUUCGGAAGAUAUUCUGCUCGGGGCCCCUCCCUGAGGAUCUGAAAGCAGAGCAGGAGACUAUUACUGCCCUGCUAGGCGACAUGUCUGAGCUGGGUAAAGAUAUGAUACAAGCAUUUGCGAAGAUCCAACACGUCGUGAAACAACUCAAAGAUUAUAGCAGCAAUCUCUCGGAUUCGACCGGAAUCGCACCCUCCCCCCUGAGCCUUUGGGAAUUCGGGGGUGAAGAGAAUUGCACCUUGCCAAUUGAUGGACCACAAACUCCCCCACCUGAUACCCGACUAGUGCAAACUCAGCAAAUCACGCCGCACGGAGCCCCUGCUGCAUCUGAAAGAGUAACCAUUUGCACAAACACCGGGGGGCCAGGCGUGCUUCCCUCACAGCCUCGCCACCGCUGGACCAGGGCAGAGAAAACAGCAUAUGCGGACUUUAUGCGUGGCCGAUGUCAUAUGUCCUGGCCAAGGAUAGCAGACGAUUACUGGAAGACCACGGGGAAUCGGCUUAGUGUUAAUUCUCUAAGGCAGCAGGCUAAGCGAAUGGGAAUCCAAGUAGAGUGUGGAAUGCCGGAAAAACCUUCGAAAUUGAGCCGAUCGAGCCGAUCGAGCCCCUUGGUGCUGAAGGUCAACUUCCCUCCGCACUCAGGGAAGCCGGCCAAGAAUGAUCAACAACCAAAUUCCAUCGGGAUUAUGCAAUAUGGAGACGAUGGGGUAGGCGACAGACCAGAAGCCUCCCAAACGCAUGGGCAUAACACUGAGCCCAAAUACUCGGCGCCGAAUUCACCUUACUCACCCCAAGAUAUACCCAUUUCCAACGACAUGCGCAACCUUCAAAGUCAAGGCUCCGGCCAAGAUUCUGCCGGCCAGCUGAACUGGAUAUUAAACUGA